AUGAGCAAGAAACAGCUAAGUAUAACCGAAUGUCAUCGUCUCUUGUCUCAGCCUGGGUCGCCUUUGGAGACUGAAGAGAAGGUUAUCUUUGGUCGGCGCACCAAAGUAUGGAAGAAUCAAGCGCCGCAUUUCCGAGAGUGGAUCCUCCUCAAUUACGAAAAGCACAAGAACAAAAUCUUCGUUUCUGCCCCGCUCCCUAGAAGGGAACCUUACCCGCCUCUGGCAGAAGGCGACAUUGGCAUCGAUGCCCGGGAGUACUGGACUUUUGGGGAGAUUCUCGAUAGAGGUCUAAAGCUUGCGGCCUGGCUGAGGAGCCGAGGGAUCAAACUUGGGGACAAGGUAGUCAUUGGAGGCAAGAACUGUGCGCCAUGGAUCGUAUCUUACACCGCCAUACACCUUCUCGGAGCAGUACCUGUGUGUCUUAACGCGUGGCUACCUCGGGAGCAGCUGGUCUACCUGAUCAAGCUAGUUGACUCAAAGCUGCUUCUCCUGGACGAAGACCGCGCCCGAAUACUUAGCCCUUACACGCGCAUCGCAGAGUUUGGAUUGCCGCCUAUGUACUGUUGGAGCGACACGACCUACCUUCCAUCUAUAAUUGAAGUACUCAGCACUCCUAACCCUCAAGGCGUCCAGGAUAUCUUGGACGGCGGAGGGCUAGAAGAGCUCGGUCCGGAGAGCGACGGUAUGAUCUUCUUUUCUUCUGGCACGAGUGGUGUUCCUAAAGCUGUCCUCAGUACCCAGAGAGCCUCAUUGUCGAGCGCCUUAUCCGGUAUGGUAGGCUUUGCUCGCGCCCUUCUUCGAGCUGGUCUUUCCAUUCCCACUCCCGAAGAAACUGCCGCCGAGCCCCAAAAAGCCAUUCUACUCUCUGUCCCGCUCUUCCAUGUGACGGCUUGUCUGCAAUGGCUGUCUCGGUCAAUCACGUUCGGCAAUACGCUCGUGGUGUCUGACAAGUGGGACAUCAAGGAGGCUGUGCAAUUGAUCCAGAAGGAGAAAAUCACUUCCAUAGGCGGAGUGCCUGCUAUAGCCAGCCAGAUCAUGCAGUCUCCGGAUCUACCUCGAGAUACUACGAUAGACGGCGUCUUCUACGGCGGAGCGCCUUGUAGCAAGGGCUUGGCGUCGCAGAUCUCGAACCGGUUCCCCAAUGCAGAUCUGAGCCAGGGAUAUGGCUUGACAGAGACCAACGCGAUAGCCGUGUCAAUUGCUGGACAAGACUACCUCGAUCGACCUGAAAGCACUGGCCUGCCAGUCUUUACGAGCGAGGUCAAAAUUGCGGACCCCGAUACCCUCAAAGAGGUGCCGGUUGGGCAGAAUGGUGUUAUACUUCUCAGAGGCGUCAACGUCAUGAAAUGCUACUACAACAACGAGAAAGCAACAAGGGAGGCGAUUGACGAUGAAGGCUGGUUCAACACUGGUGACGUGGGUUGUCUCGACGAGGAAGGAUUCCUGUAUAUGAAGGACAGAAUCAAGGACCUCAUUAUACGAGGUGGCGAGAACAUCGCAUCGCAGGAUGUCGAAAAUGCCCUCACCUCUCACCCGCACGUCAACGAAGUCGCCGCCAUCGCCCUUCCUCACCCGAUCCUCGGCGAGACCGUCGGCGCCGCCCUCACCCUUCGCGCCACAGCUUCAGAGACGGGCAAGGGAGGAAAGGUCAAAGUCACUGAGGACGAUAUCAUCAAGCAUGUCCGUGGAAAGCUGGCCAAGCAUGCGGUACCGGUGAUGGUGAUGAUUUGGAAAGAGCUUGAUUUACCGAGAAACGUCAAUGGCAAGAUUGUCAAAAGAGAGAUCAGAGACAUUGCUCGCCAAGAAUGGGCCAGAAGGAAUGGUAUCAAGCAAAUAGACGAACAAGCCAAACUGUGA
This is a messenger RNA of Cryptococcus wingfieldii CBS 7118, 1857 nucleotides long. RefSeq names its product long-chain fatty acid CoA ligase. Gene Ontology annotation, molecular function: medium-chain fatty acid-CoA ligase activity. Gene Ontology annotation, biological process: fatty acid metabolic process. The record is from RefSeq and is a predicted model, not a curated record. Lineage: Eukaryota; Fungi; Basidiomycota; Tremellomycetes; Tremellales; Cryptococcaceae. Bases 1 to 1857 code for a protein of 618 amino acids. The transcript is spliced from 14 exons.